This is a messenger RNA of Grus americana (Whooping crane), 3844 nucleotides long. It is a transcript of the gene THSD1, whose product is annotated as thrombospondin type 1 domain containing 1. The record is from RefSeq and is a predicted model, not a curated record. The transcript has 5 exons. Lineage: Eukaryota; Metazoa; Chordata; Aves; Gruiformes; Gruidae. Gene Ontology annotation, cellular component: cell periphery; cell surface. The coding region runs from base 327 to 2885 and encodes 852 amino acids.
CCCGCUGACAGCCGCCCUGACAGCCGCGCCGCCAUUUAACCCUCCCCUCGCCGCCGGCCGGGUCGGGCGCUGCCGCCGCCGCCGGAGGUGAGUGAGCGCCCGCCCGCCGCUGAGGGGCAGCUCCGGCGGCGUUUUCUCCGUGGGAAGGAUCACGCUUCAGCCCCGUCCCUACGCGCCCGUCCCGCCGGCGGCGCCGGUGCGGCGGCCGCUCCGCCCGCGCAGAGCCGCGGGCAGCGGCGUGGAGGUGUUCCCGGAAAAAAGUGCCUGCACUUCAGAGCUGAAGAAGGACAUGAGGAGUAAAAGGACCUGGGAUCUCACUGGUCAGAAUGAAACAGAUGUUGAAGGAUUUUUCAAAUCUGUUGUUAGUAGUGCUCUGUGACUACGUUCUCGGCGAAGUGGAGUAUCUCCUGUUGGAGCGCCCAGGUCAUGUAGCCUUCAGCAAUGACACAGUGUCUGUGGAAUAUCAGUACUAUAGUGGUGGUAAUGUGACAGCAGAGCAUCUGUCCAUCCUGUUGCUGGAUGCCAACACCAAUGAGAUCAUUGCAAGGAAACAGCUUCCAGCAAAUCAGUCCCAAGGGAUGGUAGAGUUUGAGUGUUUCCAUUUCAAGAGUGCUGGGGACUUCUUGUUCAGAAUGAUCUCUCCCAGCGAUAACAGCAGUGCUGCCCAGUGGAGCAGAAGAAGCAUGUCCACUCUCCAUGUGGAAUGGCCUGUAUUUCACAUUGAUUUGAACAAGAGUUCAGAGGUGCUUGGGAGCUCCCUUCAGGUUGGACUUUUUACAAAUGAGCAGUUGUGUGCCAUGAAUGAGACAGUGAUUUCACUGGAUGUGAUAUUCACCAGCACCCUUUUUGAAUUUGGAAGAGUAAGCUCUGAUGAGACUCUGGGCAUUAGAACUAGUAAAGGAAUCCCCCUGUCAAGGUCCCAGUGGGUAGAGUUUGAUUGUCCACCUAUUGGUCAAGAAACAUACAUCACUGUGUUACUGAAAUCGCUAGAAACACGUUCCAUCAUUGCCUCCAUAGGACCCAUAGAUCUCCUCCACAAAUUUGGGUACAGACUGGUUGUGGCACCAGAAGCAACAUGCAAAACUUUGGUUCAGGUCUUCGUAGUCUCUCCACCGUGCACUUCUAUCAGUGGAAAAAUUGCCGUCUAUAAAGAGGCUCUCAAGCAUCCUAGUCAAAGAACAACUUGGCUGUAUGAAAACACCCUUCACCCAGGAGACAACAGGACAGAAUUUAACUGCACUUUGUUUGAUGUGGGGAAGAACAAAUACUGCUUUGACCUCUUUAAUUUCUCAAACCGAAGCCAUUUCCCAACAAGAGUUAAGGAGUGUAUGAUGAUCCAAAGGAAUAUGGAAACGUGGAGCCCAUGGCAGCCGUGGAGCCCUUGCAGCGUCACCUGUGGGGAUGGCGUCCGGGAGCGCUUCCGAGAGUGCCUCACCUCCUCGCCGGCAAAACCAGGCUGCGCUGGAUCACCAAGGGAGACUUCCUUGUGUUCGCUGGAGGAGUGUUUGUCUAUCAAGCCUUCCACCCCACCUUCUGUCCAGCCAGGAGAGGACCAGAAAGCAAAUAACAUAGUUACCGUCACAGGUAUCUCCUUAUGCCUGUUCAUCAUCUUUGCCACCGUUCUCAUCACUCUCUGGAGGAAGCUCUGCAGAGCUCAGAAGUGCAGCACCGCCGUCCACCGAAACUCUGUCCAUUCCCCUGGCUUCCGUAAAAACUCCGACGAAGAGAACAUUUGCCAAGGCAACAAGCAGCGGGACAGCUUUGCCGAAGUAGGGGAUGCCCCUGUUAACAUUCCUCUGACCUACAGGCGAAGCCUCCAGUUUGCCCAAGAAGAUGAGGCCUCUGGAAGUGAGAACUUUCAGCCAAAUGCUCAAAAAAUAAUCCCUCCGAUUUUCAGCUACCGCCUCGCACAGCAGCAGCUGAAAGAGAUGAAGAAGAAAGGCCUGACUGAGACCACCAAGGUGUACCACGUCUCUCAGAAUCCCCUCACGGACACGGUUGUUGGUGCCACCACAAUGCUUCCCCUGAGUGGGGAAAACCAAGAGGAGGCAGCGGCCAACAAAUUUAGGAUCAAAUCUCCAUUUCUGGACCAGCCAGCCAGCCAGCCCAGAUUCCCAGGGGAAAGCUCUCACCCUAGGCUGGAUUUUCCAUUCUCACAGGCCAACCCUGCAAUGAGCCCUACCCAAACCUUGGUAAGAAGACCCCAUUUCAAGCACCAGGAUAACAGAGGAGACUUGCCCGAGAGGGGCUGUCACAGAAACCCACAUUUUAGAAGAACAGCCAGUUUCCAUGAAACUAAAAAGGCCAGGCCUUUCAGAGAGAGAAGCAUGUCCACCCUCACCCCCCGACAGACUCCUCUCUACAACUCCAAGACCAGAGCGUGGGACCAGGGUUUGGAGGACAGGACGCGGCCAAAAUCGAGAAACGCUAAUCCAACUUGUGAAAAGCUGGACCAGCCCCACAGCGCUGUGCCAGGGUGUGAACCACAGGGCCAUGGUGCCAAGGGCCACCACAGGACAGGUCCUCCAGUGAAGAAGCUGGACCCAAUCACUGACCGUCAGCCUGCUGGUCAGGAGAAGGCAGCUGAUAAACCUGAGCCCAACCGAAAUAAGAGGGGCCCUUCACCUAACCCCAGAGGUGCAUGGCGGAAGGAAACGGGCUCGGCUGGCAAAGAUAAUUCCCAAAGAGGUCUAAGUGUAAGCCCUGUGCAGUACCGAAAGGACAAGUGCCAGAGCUUCCCCUUGGACCCUGAGUUUGCCUUUUAUGAUAAUACUACUUUUGGCUUAACGGAGGCAGAGCAGCAGAUGAUCGACCUCCCUGGGUAUUUUGGCUCAAAUGAAGAGGAUGAAACAAGUACUUUAAGCAUUGAGAAGCUGGUGAUCUGAGUGACUCUUUGCAGCCCUGCAGGAGGGGCGUGCACGGGAGAGGAUCUGCAGGAUCUGUUGGCUUCUGGUGGAAGGAGCAGCAGGAAUCACGUUCUCCACACGGAGCAGGAGGGAAUAAUGGCCCAAGUCUGACUUGUGGGAACACAUUCCUUUCUGAUUACUGGAAAGUGCUUCCAUAUAAUUAAUUUUGGUAUGUAUGUGUGCAAAAUACACACAAAAUACCCUGGGAAAGCAUGUGUUAGUGAAGGCGUGAUGCAGGAGUAGUCAAUAGAUUUUAUUGCAUAAAGCAGUCACGUUUCAUGCAUCGUACAUAAUGAAUGCCGCUGAUCUAGUCUUUCUCACCUUGUGGACCAUGUACUAGUAGAUUAUGGUGUCCUAAAGCAUCCAUUGUCCACUGUCCUCAAUCAUCUGUCCUAAUUAGUCCAUCAUUUCCCAUUUAGAAAACACAAACCUCAAGUUGUGAGCAGUUUUCAUCGGUCUUUUGGUAGUUGUUACUGACCUGUGUUAAAUCAUCAUAAUUGCUCAAGUAAGUCAUAUGGUGGUGUUUCUUUUAGCUGGUUGCAUGAAAGUGCAAACAACUGAUGCUGAAUACUUGGAGUGAAUCUAAAAUUGAGGGGGCAUUUUUCAUCAUUCCAGACUUUGAUAUUUUCUUUGUGCCAAUAUUUAUACCAGGAAAACAGAGUAACUUACAAAUAUUUGCAUUUACAAAAUGAGUAGAAAAGGUCCUGCUACUGGGAGGGCAAAGAAAAUUGAUGAUCCAAUUUUAGCCCUCAGAAACGUUACUGGAGCACAAAGUACCUGUAAAAGGCAGUGAGAGAACUAUUGAAUCACCCAUCUUUUCUAUAAUCAUCUUUGCCUUUAUUAAACUUUUGUGUGUGUAUGUGUGUGUGUGUAAAUAAAUUGGCAAUAAUGCUACUACAGCAAGUUCAAAAUAAAUUAUGAACCAAACCAGCGAACAA